UGUAGAGGAGGUUUAGCUUAACUGUUUUCGUUUUGUGUUGUGUGUCAGUUAAAACAUUUAUUUGUCACUAUGUCAGACAUACGCCAAGCCUCUCGUGACUUUUUCAUAGAAUUCAUUGAACUAUACAAGAGUUUCCCUUGUUUAUGGCAAAUCAAACAUAAAGACUAUUCUGACAGGAACAAGAAAGACCUGGCCUAUGUAGAAUUGAUCAACAAAUAUAGAGAAGUCGACCCUGCUGCAGACAGGGCAAUUGUUGUAAAAAAAAUUAACUCGUUUAGAACAGUGUACAAAAAGGAAGUGGGGAAAAUUAACAGAUCCCUCAAAUCUGGAGCAGGUGCUAAUGAAGUAUACAAACCUAAAUUAUGGUAUUUUGAACUUCUUCAUUUUUUGAAUUAUAUUGAACCAUCAAGGAAGUCCACAAGCACAAUCGAUGAAUCUGAUGAAGAAACUAUGAUUGAGGUGCAGAACGAUGAACUUGAAGAUCAGGCGAGUCUGAAUGUUAGUGAGAGGUCUGAAACCCAUCUAACAGGUACCACACAGUGUGUGACUCCAUCAAUACCAAGCACAUCGUUGAGUCUACCUAAUAAAAGGAAACUACAUGUGGUUGAGACUGCGAUGCUAGAAACAAUGAAAAGGGUUGGAGAUAAACUUAAUUCAGUGAAAGAAAGUGACCCACAUGACAUUUUCGGCAAACAUGUAGCCGACAGACUGCGCAACCUCAAACCUCAUCAACUGAAAUUUGCUCAAAAAUUAAUUUCAGAUGUUCUGUUUGAGGCAGACAUGGAAUCGUUAAACAGAUUUUGUAGGAUUACCGGCACUGUGGAUCCAGUACCACAAUACAGCGGUCAUACUACUUCAUAGAAAGAAAUAAAAG
Macrosteles quadrilineatus (aster leafhopper) is the source of this 874-nucleotide messenger RNA. RefSeq lists its product as uncharacterized. The record is from RefSeq and is a predicted model, not a curated record. Bases 70 to 861 code for a protein of 263 amino acids. Lineage: Eukaryota; Metazoa; Arthropoda; Insecta; Hemiptera; Cicadellidae. The transcript is spliced from 2 exons.